ACGUGUGGUUCAGGAGAUCAUUGUGAGGGCUCAGUCAUCGUCAAACAUGAGACUCAACCCUCAAUCAGUGUGCAGGAUCAUCUUGCUGGCUGCCUGCUGUGUGCUGAACACAGACAGCACGUUUGUUCCGGGAAGAUGUUUGUGUCCUGAGACACAAGCCGGCGUGCGAGGCAAACUUCAGGAACUCAGCGUGUACCCCAAGAACCCAAACUGCGACAAAGUCACCGUGAUAGUGACACUGAAGAGCACCAAUGAGCCUGUGUGUCUGAGUCCAGCUGCUCCGAUGGGAAAACAACUUAUUCGAUGCUGGAAUAGAGCGAAGUCUCUGGGCCGCAACGUUAAGUUGUGUCUGAGGAGAAGGAAGAGGAGAGGUCAGCGGCAGCGUUCUCGACACCUUGGGAGAGCCGCAGAUAAACGCCAGUAGUGGAAACAGCGUGCAGCUACCGUACAAGAAGGGAGUGUGUGUACAUUGGACUUUGUUAUAUAAACUGAUAUCGGGGUCCUUCAAAAAAAGCAGAACUCUGUGUCAUUUUCCAUUUAGUGUCAGAACAGCUCAGGUUCUGUUGUCUGCUUGACAUGAGAUUGUCUUUUAUACAUACUAGCAGUAAGAGACUCUAUUUAUGUUCACU
Messenger RNA from Hippocampus comes (tiger tail seahorse), 629 nucleotides. RefSeq names its product C-X-C motif chemokine 11. Lineage: Eukaryota; Metazoa; Chordata; Actinopteri; Syngnathiformes; Syngnathidae. The transcript has 4 exons. The record is from RefSeq and is a predicted model, not a curated record. Gene Ontology annotation, cellular component: extracellular region. Gene Ontology annotation, molecular function: chemokine activity. Gene Ontology annotation, biological process: immune response. Bases 47 to 424 code for a protein of 125 amino acids.